GGUGUGGUUACACCUAGUUAAACUGUGUUACAAAUAGAUAGACUGUCAUAAGAAAAAAUGAGGCAUAUUACAUUAAAUAAGAUAGUGCCCCCCCAUGUAUAUUCAGAAUGUUCUGGACAAGGCAUGAUUUUUCUACUUGCUAUCUUUCUAUUUUUCUUUCCCUUUGAAUCUAUAGAACUAAAAAACACUUUAACCCCUGGGAGUGAGAAUCUGCAUCAUCGAAUUUUACAAGCACAAGCCACAAUCCUCGCAAGGAACAGAACCGAUAAAUUCUCAUCAACAUGUUCGGAGUAGUUUUCCCGAACCGGAGCUUCCCCAUGGAGAUCUCAACCUUCGCUCAAAUCGACACCUUCCACUGGGUCCUCGACAUGAACACCUUCGUAGGCGAGGCGUACGACCAGGUCCGCGAGCUCUGCAUCUUCCUCCUCAACGGCUUCACGCUGCCGCCGGAGAAGGCGCUCGCCGUCUACAUCCAGUCGCCGGGGUCGCCGUUCGUGUUCUGCGGCGCCGUCACGGGGGCGCGGCCCUCCGCCGUGCUGACGCUGGCGUGGCCGGAGCCAGGCGCCGGAGGGCCGCUGCAGCUGACGGCGGACGCGCAGCCGCUGUCGGCGAAGAUCGGGGUGUCGGUGGAGGAUCUGGCGUCGCUGCCGUCGCUCGACAUGGCGGCGGAGAAGCGAAUCGAGGGGCUGGCGAUGAAGGUCGGAGAGAAUCUUUUCAAUUUCAUGCAAUCGUUUUGCGGCGUGGACGGGUCGAAGCUGGUUGUUCCGAUGGAUAUCUUGGAGCGGUGGUUCAAGAAGUUUCAGGAACGGGCCAGGCGUGACCCUGAGUACUUGAAGGGUUUUGCUUUUGUGCCAAGAAUGAGUACUGGAGAACUUCAAGUUGUGCACUUCGAAAAUAGGAAGUUAAUUUCCUUUUGUUGGAGGGGGUGGAUCACUCUACACACUUGCUAUAUGGGAGUAUUGAUGCAUAACAAGUCAGAGAAGUCAGUGAGUGAUUUUUACUUGUUGAUUGAUAGUUGUACAUGACACGAGACGAGGGGUGUAUUAUUGCACUAGAAGUCAGUGAAGUAUUGUUUUGGCCAAGUAUGAUGUAGUGGACCAUGAUUUUUACUUGAACAUGAGGCUUAUGAGCUUGUUUAUGCAUUUUGUUUGAUAA
Messenger RNA from Glycine soja, 1155 nucleotides. RefSeq names its product protein OPI10 homolog. The coding region runs from base 282 to 1025 and encodes 247 amino acids. The record is from RefSeq and is a predicted model, not a curated record. The transcript is spliced from 4 exons. Gene Ontology annotation, molecular function: nuclear import signal receptor activity. Lineage: Eukaryota; Viridiplantae; Streptophyta; Magnoliopsida; Fabales; Fabaceae. Gene Ontology annotation, biological process: protein import into nucleus. Gene Ontology annotation, cellular component: cytosol; nucleus.